This is a messenger RNA of Vicia villosa (hairy vetch), 777 nucleotides long. RefSeq lists its product as uncharacterized. The transcript has a single exon. The coding region runs from base 1 to 777 and encodes 258 amino acids. Lineage: Eukaryota; Viridiplantae; Streptophyta; Magnoliopsida; Fabales; Fabaceae. The record is from RefSeq and is a predicted model, not a curated record.
AUGGGAGGAUGGGUUAAUGGAGUGUGGCAAUGGGGAGAUUUUGGAAUCUCCGGUUCCAUUGAGGGGAAUAACGGUUUUGAUACGAAUAUCUUGUCUUUGAGGGGGUGUUUGGCGGAGUUUGAUGGUUGGAAGGAAGGAAAAGAUGAAGUUGUGUGGAGGGGAAAUCCGGAAAAGGUUUUUUCGGUAGCUUCUUUUUAUGCUUUUUAUGAGAAUUUACGCAUUCCGUUUGGUCCUUCAAAUAGACAUGAGGAAGCUUUUGGUAUUUUGUGGAAGAUGGAAGUUCCGUUUAAGAUAAAGGCUUUUGGGUGGAGAUUACUUCAUAAUAGGCUACCUAUGAAAGAUCUUUUGGAGAGGAGAGGUAUGUCUUUUCCUUUGAAUGAAUUAAAAUGUACAUUUUGUGAGUAUGGUGUGGAAAGUAGAAAUCACUAUUUUUUUGAUUGUUGGGUGGUAAAGUAUAUUUGGAGAGAGAUAGCUUCUUGGGUGGGUAAAGAAGAUAAUGUAGAGGAGGAGUGUUUGUCGUCUUUUAUGGAAUGGCACUCUUAUUUUUAUAGGAAGAAAGCGCAUGGUAGGAAAUUGAAUGUGGUUUGGAUGGCUAUAACUUGGAUUUUGUGGUCGGUUAGGAACGGUUGGUGCUUUCGUAAGGAGCCUUGGAAUGUGAAUAAUAUUGUUUGGAACAUUAAGAUAUUGGUUUGGAAGUGGUCGUUUUGUGGGAAAAUUACUUAUCCCUAUUACUCUUUUUACGAGUUUUGUAUGGAUCCUAUAUACUUCCUCUCGUAA